GGCCCGGAGCUGGGAGCGCUGGGAAGGCGGUUGGGGUUCUGACAGCUGCGCGCGGUGAGAAGGGGGCAAGCCCUAGGGGCUCGAGAGGACGGAGCCGGGAAGGGUGCGACGGAGCCCCGAGCCCUGGGCGGGGUUCGGGAAGGGAGAUUCUGCAGUCUUGGAGGGGACUCAGACCGGUCCCUUCCCCUCUCCGGGCCUCAGUUCCCCCUUUCUAGGGAAGUGUGGGGGAGAGAUUCGCGCCUCCCAGAACGCACUCCUUCCCCGCACACACCCCUGGCACCGGCGAACCGCCCCCUUUCCUGUACCGCCCCGCCCAGGAGCCUGUCCCCUCGGGAAGCCCGCCCAGACCCCUGGACCCGUGCAGCACUCCAGGCGCACCCCUAUUAAAGCGCACCCCAAGCCAUUUCACAUGUUCUGUGGCAAUGGGCCAGGCUCCCCAUAAGACUCCGAACCCCGUGAUCCAUCAGUCAUUCCCGGGUGAGGACUAGCCCGGAGCAGGUGCACAGGCCCUGCUUAGUAAUAAGGUAGAAAUCGAGACCUGGGGACCGGGCUCAGAGGCCCUGGAGUUUCCUUCCGGAUGCCUCUGUUUAGCUCCUGUGAGCCUUCUGGAAUUUAACUUAUGCUCUCUGUGUCUUGGUUUCCCUCGUCUGUAAAAUGGAGCUAGGGGUAGCUCUUCCUUCAUCGGGUGGCAUGAGGGUGAAACGAGGCAAUGCGUGGCCAGUACACUGCUCAGCACCUAGCACACCAUAGUUGCUUAAUAAGUGCUUAUUGUUAGCAUAGUGUUUGCAUACCUGGCCCCACCUCCACUCCCACUGCCAGCCCCAAGCACAUACAAGCCGUGUUGUCACUGAGGUCAAGCACUGUGGCCCACAGCCUGAGUUCCUUUCGAGAUGCUCGAACUGCACAUCCUCUUGAUGGGGUCCCUUCUGGACAGGCGAGAAACGGAAGGUCAGAGAGGGGAAGGGCACUGUGGGAGCUGUGGCUGAAUAUCAGGGUGAGGGCAAUAAAUGAGGCCACCCAACAAUUGUGCUUAUCAAAGAUUGGGCGUCAGAACUGCUGUGGCUGAUCUGCAUGGGUGUCUGUCAGUCAUUUGUGCCCCAAAUGUUUGACUUAGGUCCACAAAUCCAGUGUUUGUGGUCAGAAGCCACAGGGAUAUAUGGCAAGGGGGGACACUUUAGAGCCGUGGGGUUCCUGAGUUCAAGUCCUAAGGCUGUCACUUGCUCCCGGCGAGACUUUGGGCAAGGGGCUUCACCUCUCUGAACCUCAGUUCCCUCACCUGGAGAGUCGUUGAAGCUCAAGUCGUUGAAGAUUGCAGGAGGUGACCCAUGUGAGGCGUUUGGUGCUUAGCACACGGCCUGGAUUAUGUGAGCUAAAAGAGCAGAAGUCUCCAAACCCAUCUUCCCGGCUGAAGUCACACCGUUCUCCUGCGACUCUUGGCUCCUUGCAGAUCCUGCUGUCUCUCAGCCGCCUGUGGACAUGCGCAAAGGGCCCACUCCUGAGUCCAGAGGAUGCUCAUGCCAAUGGCUUCAGUGAUGGCAGUGACUGAACCGAAAUGGGUCUCGGUCUGGGGCCGCUUCCUCUGGGUGACACUGCUGAGCAUGGUGCUGGGGUCCCUGCUGGCCCUGCUGCUGCCACUGGGGGCUGUGGAGGAGCAGUGCUUGGCUGUGCUCAAAGGCCUCUACCUGCUCAGGAGCAAACCGGACAGGGCACAGCAUGCCGCCACCAAGUGCACCAGCCCGUCCACGGAGCUCAGCAUCACCUCCAGGGGCUCAACGCUGCUGGUGGCCAAGACCAAGGCCUCUCCAGCAGGUAAGUUGGAAGCCAGAGCCGCCCUGAACCAGGCCCUGGAGAUGAAGCGCCAGGGCAAGCGGGAAAAAGCCCAAAAGCUCUUCAUGCAUGCCCUCAAGAUGGACCCGGACUUCGUGGACGCGCUCACCGAGUUUGGCAUCUUCUCAGAAGAAGACAAGGACAUCAUCCAGGCGGACUACUUGUACACCAGAGCACUGACCAUCUCACCCUACCAUGAGAAAGCACUGGUCAACCGCGAUCGGACACUGCCACUCGUGGAGGAGAUCGACCAGAGGUAUUUCAGCAUCAUCGACAGCAAAGUGAAGAAGGUCAUGUCCAUCCCCAAGGGGAACUCGGCUCUGCGCAGGGUCAUGGAGGAGACCUACUACCAUCACAUCUACCACACAGUGGCCAUCGAGGGCAACACCCUCACCCUCUCGGAAAUCAGGCACAUCCUGGAGACCCGCUACGCCGUGCCCGGGAAGAGCCUGGAGGAGCAGAACGAGGUCAUCGGCAUGCACGCGGCCAUGAAGUACAUCAACACGACUCUGGUUUCGCGCAUCGGCUCUGUCACCAUCAGCGAUGUGCUGGAGAUCCACAGGCGGGUGCUGGGCUACGUGGACCCCGUGGAAGCCGGCAGGUUUCGGACGACACAGGUCCUGGUCGGACACCACAUCCCUCCCCAUCCGCAGGAUGUGGAAAAGCAGAUGCAGGAGUUUGUACAGUGGCUCAACUCCGAGGAUGCCAUGAACCUGCACCCGGUGGAGUUUGCAGCCUUAGCCCAUUAUAAGCUCGUUUACAUCCACCCUUUCAUUGAUGGCAACGGGAGGACCUCCCGUCUGCUCAUGAACCUCAUCCUCAUGCAGGCGGGCUACCCGCCCAUCACCAUCCGCAAGGAGCAGCGGUCCGAGUACUACCAUGUGUUGGAAGCUGCCAACGAGGGCGACGUGAGGCCUUUCAUUCGCUUCAUCGCCAAGUGUACUGAGACCACCCUGGACACCCUGCUUUUUGCCACAACUGAGUACUCGGUGGCACUGCCAGAAGCCCAACCCAACCACUCUGGGUUCAAGGAGACGCUUCCUGUGAAGCCCUAACCCUAGAAAUCCUCCCUCAGUGACAAAGGCUGUCCUGAGGUAGGAAAAAAAGAAAAAGAAACAUUAUUUCUAGAAACCUAGUCACUUCCUAAAGCAAAAGGAGAAACAUUUACCUCCAAAUGUUUUAGUUUAAAAAAAAAAAAAAAAAACUAAGUUAUGAAGCCUUGUCUCUAAAAUAACUUAUAAUUCAACCAAGCUAUUUAUUUUCUUCUUUGGAGCAAGCUAGUCAGUGUUGUGCGGUGUCUGCUGUGUCUUGCUGGUGGCCGCGCUUUAGGGGCAACAGUGCCACCGUGUGACCAGAACACAGGUUCUGGAGCAGAAUUUGCACUAAGGUGGAGGAGCGGCCAGGAGGUGUGGGACAGGGCCCAGAGCCACUGACGUAACUCCUCCAAGUGCUUCUCUGAAACAGGCUGAGAGGUUCUGUGACUGCAACUGGGAAGUCAGACCCAAGUCACAGCUGAGAGAAAUGGUUGAAAGCUCACUUUCUCAAGGUUUAGAUUAGUGGUGACUAACUUCCAAGCAAACUUCAUAGAAGAGAAAAUGAAUGCCGACAUUCCUUACUUACCUCCAGGAAGACUUCUUGAGCCAUAGUUUGCAAACUUUAGUGCCAGCAGCUGUUUUUUUUUUCCAUAUUGAGACUAUCUUUCUAAUUAAGAAUAGGGAGUAGCCAUAAAGAGCUGUAUGUUGGAAGGGGAAACAUGGUGGGUGGGCAGUUUGGUUUUCUUUGUGUAUCGGCGUUUCUCUCGCACUUCAUUUGUAGCAACUCAGGCCAGAUGUUUUCGUCUAAAAUUCUCUGGGCUUGUCAUUCCACCUGUAUCGUGCUGCAAACCAGGUGUUAUGCUAGUAGGCAUCUGCCCUCACCCCUCUGCCUGAGUUUUCUGCAGGCAGAUGUUAACCUGAGAAAACAAGUGCCACGUGGACACCACGUAAGCAUUUUUGAUAAUGAAUUAGAGCACCAGUUUCUACUGAACGGAGCAAAAACCUUCAGCCACGGCCAGGCUGCAUCCCUUUGGUCCUGGAGUUUCAUCUACUUACUGCCUGGACCCCCACCUUCCACGGCCUUUGCACUGUCCCAUGUCCCAUCCCCCUGGGAGGCAGAAGAGAUUGCCUUGGAGUGGCCUUAUUUUUCUCGCAACUUGUGAAAUGAUGCAGUGCUCUAUGUAAUAUGGCCGAGUUUCCAAGCUGUCAUCCAAUGGAAGUAGAAUCUUCUCUUUCAAUCAUGGCACAGGUGCCAAUAUGACUACUGCUAUUUAGAGUCAGAGUGGUGGAAGUCACUGGGUCCCUUUCCCAGUGACAGAGCCCAUGAUGUCUAACACUGUACUGCACUUUGUCAGUGUGUGAGUGAUGGCGAAUAUGCAGUGUUGUCUCUUUGAUUUGGUAAUUCCGUUCCUGACAGUAAUCAGGCCAUUGCUCUAAAGUAGUCUAUACAGUUCUUCAGUUGUAUAAAUAGCACAGAGUAGUUUUUGAAAGGUUAAGAAAAAUAAGUGAAAAGAUAUAUAUGAUAUAUGAAAUGGCUCCAAAUGAUAAUUAUUCAAACCUUUAUAAAAUAUGUUUUCAUACUCUUACGCUGCCAGAGGUACUUCUUAAAACUCUUCUCGUCUUGGUUUUAUAAGCACACCAAGGAGGUCUGACAGAUGUGCUUGCUUCUACUAUAGAGCAAGAGAAUUUGCACUUUAGCUAUACGUGAAGGAUAUUAUUUUAACAAAUUCCUGAUUCUAAUAAAGUUAUUUUAUUACAGGAAUGCUUGA
Pongo pygmaeus (Bornean orangutan) is the source of this 4630-nucleotide messenger RNA. It is a transcript of the gene FICD, whose product is annotated as FIC domain protein adenylyltransferase. Gene Ontology annotation, molecular function: protein binding. Bases 1509 to 2882 code for a protein of 457 amino acids. The transcript is spliced from 3 exons. Lineage: Eukaryota; Metazoa; Chordata; Mammalia; Primates; Hominidae. The record is from RefSeq and is a predicted model, not a curated record.